ACAAUAUGUCGAGCGUAGAAGAUGCUGAGCUGGAGAACCUACGAGCUCAGAGAGAGCAAUUGAGGAAACAACGGGAAGAAUCUAAAAAUUCAGUGCUUAGUAAAACACCAAGUAUUGCAGGUACCCUUGAUUCUCAUCGUGUACAAUAUGAUACUCAUAUAUAUAAUACCAGCAAUGUAACAGAUGGAUACGACAGAUCAAUCGAUGUCCAUGACGAUGCAUAUGAAGAGAAUGAAGAAGGCAUACCAGAUGGAGGCGAAACUAGUAGACCUUUAGUGCGUCAAUAUGAAGCUCCGAAGGAGCUUCUGACUGAAUAUGCCGAUGUAAAUUAUGACCCUAUGGCCGAGAUGCAAUCGAAAAAACAAAUUCAAGACCGAGAAUCGGACUAUCAAAAGCAACGAUUCCAAAGAAGAUUAGCACCAACAAGGAAUGACGCUUUUCGAGAAGAUGGUAAGAUAGAUGGUGGAAGGUCAUAUGCAGAUGCGAUGCGUGAGGUUGAGUUAGAGAAGGAGGAAAGCAGAGUGUAUCGUGAAAUUAAUCAAAGGCGUCGUGAGGGAACCUUAGAAGAAAUAGAAGACCACAAAUUACCUGAAGAGAAAAAACGUACAGUUGAAACAAUUCCCUCUGAACCCGCUCCGAAGCCCAAAAGGUCCCGAUGGGAUCAAGGCCCUCCUAAGGUAGCUGAACAAGCCGCUGUUCCUACAAGGAGAUCUCGAUGGGACAAAGCUCCGGACGCGUUUCCAAUUUCAGAUUACGUUGCAGAAAACGGUGUACAGAAGUUGGAAUCGGUUUCCCAGGAAAAGCAAGUUCCUAUUCAUCCUAGGAUUACUGAUGAAGAAUUAAAUUCACUACUUCCUUCAGAAGGAUAUGUAAUCUUGGAACCUCCUGAAGGAUACCUUGAGUCGAUUCACCCCCAGUUGAAUGAAAAGGAAAAUUUAGUAGAUACUUAUCACAUUCCCCAAGAACAACUAUUACCUCAACACAAAGAAUUGCCUGCCACCUUACCCACGGAAAUUCCGGGAGUUGGUGAUUUGGCUUUCUUUAAACAAGAAGAUGUGAAAUAUUUUGGAAAGUUACUUCAAACAAGAGAUGAAGCCGAAUUGUCCAUUGCCGAAUUGCGAGAACGAAAAAUUUUAAGACUUCUGUUGAAAGUCAAGAACGGUACUCCUCCUAUGAGAAAAAGUGCUUUACGUCAAUUAACGGAUCAGGCUCGUGAUUUUGGUGCUGCUGCUUUAUUCAAUCAAAUUCUUCCUCUAUUAAUGGAACGAACUUUAGAAGAUCAGGAACGUCAUCUGUUGGUGAAAGUAAUUGAUCGGAUUUUGUACAAACUUGAUGAGUUGGUUCGUCCUUUUACACAUAAAAUUUUGGUGGUUAUUGAGCCUCUUUUAAUCGAUGAAGAUUACUACGCUCGUGCUGAAGGUAGAGAAAUUAUUAGCAAUUUGGCGAAAGCUUCUGGUCUGGCUCACAUGAUUGCUACUAUGCGGCCAGACAUAGACCAUGUUGACGAAUAUGUGCGGAACACAACUGCUAGAGCCUUUUCAGUUGUUGCUUCAGCGCUUGGUGUCCCUGCGCUUCUCCCUUUUUUGAAAGCAGUAUGUCGUAGCAAAAAAUCUUGGCAAGCGAGGCACACUGGAGUUCGCAUCAUUCAGCAAAUAGCUUUGCUAAUGGGAUGCUCUGUUUUACCGCAUUUAAAAAGUUUGGUUGAAUGUAUUGGCCAUGGCUUGGAAGAUGAACAACAGAAAGUUAGAACUAUGACAGCAUUGGCUUUAUCCGCAUUAGCUGAAGCGGCUACACCGUAUGGUAUUGAAGCUUUUGACUCUAUCCUUAAGCCUUUAUGGUCAGGCGUUCAACGUCAUCGAGGUAAAAGUCUUGCUGCUUUUUUGAAAGCGACCGGAUUUAUAAUACCUUUAAUGGAACCAGAGUAUGCUAGUCACUUCACCAAGAGGAUUAUGAAAAUUGUUUUAAGAGAAUUCAGUUCCCCUGAUGAAGAAAUGAAGAAAAUUGUUUUAAAAGUUGUCUCUCAAUGUGCAUCCACGGACGGUGUUAACCCGGAAUAUUUAAAAACAGAAGUUUUGCCAGAAUUCUUCCAUUGUUUCUGGUCUCGAAGAAUGGCUUCUGAUCGUCGUAGCUAUAAACAAGUUGUCGAGACGACGGUUGUUUUGGCUGGUCAGGUUGGUGUUUUGCAAAUUGUAGACAGAAUUGUGAAUAACUUCAAAGACGAAUCUGAACCUUAUAGAAAGAUGACUGCUGAGACCGUUGAUAAGGUAAUUGGUUCUUUGGGUGUAUCUGAAAUCGACGAACGUAUGGAAGAAUUGCUGCUGGACGGUGUUCUUUUUGCAUUUCAAGAACAAUCUGUUGAAGAAAAAGUCAUCUUGAACUGUUUCAGUACUGUCGUAAACUCGUUAGGAGUACGAUGCAAACCUUACCUUCCCCAAAUUGUAUCUACUGUUUUGUAUCGUUUGAAUAAUAAAUCUGCAAAUGUUAGAGAGCAAGCUGCAGAUUUAGUUUCAAGAAUUACCGUAGUGAUGAGAGCUUGUGGUGAAGAGGCUUUGAUAAGGAAACUAGGUGUUGUCUUAUAUGAAUACUUAGGGGAAGAAUAUCCUGAGGUUUUGGGCUCAAUAUUAGGGUCACUAAAGGCUAUUGUCUCUGUUGUUGGCAUGUCCUCAAUGCAACCUCCUAUUAAAGAUUUGUUACCCCGUCUUACACCUAUUUUGAGGAACAGACAUGAAAAGGUUCAAGAAAAUACAAUUGAUCUUGUUGGGCGAAUUGCAGACAGAGGUUCAGAAUUUGUUUCUGCCCGUGAGUGGAUGCGUAUAUGUUUUGAGUUAAUCGAUAUGUUGAAAGCGCAUAAAAAAAGUAUUCGAAGAGCAGCUAUCAACACCUUCGGUUAUAUUUCGAAGGCCAUUGGGCCACAAGAUGUUUUAGCUACUUUGCUAAACAACUUGAAGGUUCAAGAGCGUCAGAAUCGUGUGUGCACCACUGUAGCUAUUGCAAUCGUAGCUGAAACGUGCAUGCCAUUUACUGUCAUACCUGCAUUGAUGGCAGAUUAUCGAACACCAGAAAUGAAUGUCCAAAAUGGUGUCCUGAAGUCUUUGGCUUUCAUGUUUGAAUAUAUUGGAGAACAGGCUCGCGAUUAUGUUUAUGCGAUUACUCCUCUUUUAGCAAACGCGUUAAUGGACCGGGAUGCUGUUCAUAGACAAACUGCUGCUUCUGUGGUAAAGCAUUUGUCAUUAGGUUGUGUUGGCUUGGGGGUUGAAGAUGCAAUGAUUCAUCUACUAAAUCUUCUUUGGCCAAACAUUUUAGAAGAAUCACCUCAUGUCAUUAAUGCUGUACGAGAAGGAAUUGAUGGGAUUCGAAACUGUGUUGGUGUUGGUGUUGUUUUGGCUUAUUUAUUGCAAGGACUUUUUCAUCCAAGUCGGAAAGUUCGCAAUACUUACUGGACUUCAUAUAAUUCUGCAUACGUCCAAAGUGCUGAUGCUAUGGUCCCUUACUAUCCACACGUUGAAGAUGAUCAGUUCAAUUCUUACGAAUUAAAAACAUUGCAUAUUUGCAUUUAACAAGGAGUGGUGUUACGAACGGUUUUAAUGUUAUCUAAAUUGGAUUUGAGAAGGUCUGUGUAUAUGUAUAAUAAGAUUUGUUAUUCUUUAAAUGCUAGAAAAGAAAAAAAAAGCUGUUAGUACAAAAGUUAACAUACAUAAUAGUUCGCCUUAAUUUAGACAAUGCUUAAGAAUAAAUAGUGAUUAGCUCAAUAGGAAACUCCCAUUCCUAACCAAAUAAUAAGAAGUAAAUUUAACGCAGUGAGAAAUAAC
This is a messenger RNA of Schizosaccharomyces cryophilus OY26, 3809 nucleotides long. Its product is annotated as U2 snRNP-associated protein Sap155. Gene Ontology annotation, molecular function: mRNA binding. The record is from RefSeq and is a predicted model, not a curated record. Gene Ontology annotation, cellular component: U2 snRNP; catalytic step 2 spliceosome; U2-type prespliceosome. The transcript is spliced from 2 exons. Gene Ontology annotation, biological process: spliceosomal complex assembly. Bases 6 to 3557 code for a protein of 1183 amino acids. Lineage: Eukaryota; Fungi; Ascomycota; Schizosaccharomycetes; Schizosaccharomycetales; Schizosaccharomycetaceae.